AUGGUUCUCAUUUUGGGAGGUGCACAGAGUAUAGAUUGUUGCAUUAUCUCAGAAAAAACUAAUGAAACUGAAGAUGGAGAUGGGUACGGCCUGAUACUCAUACCUGACAUUCCCUCUUUGUCAAUACGAAAUUUCUACCUUGAUAGGCAGAAGAUGAAGAAGUUUGGCAAGGCGAUAACUAGUCAACCAGAAGAUGUUGGACCUCUGCUGAAUAUUAAAGAUGAUGAUCAAGUAAAGUGCCUUGUAUUAUUAGGUACUGAUGCUUUCAAAGAAUCAAAAUGUAUUGAAGCAAUUUGCCGAAGAAACCAGAAUGUAGCCAUUGGUGGUGGAUUUGUAGAGGCAGCCGUCCAUCCGGAUGUGGUAGACGGUGAUCGAGAGUAUGGCAUCACUGGGCUUGUUUUCUGCGGCCCCAAUGUUAUCGCCAAUUCAAUCAUCGUUCCACCUGAUGCCACCACUGAUUCUGAUAUUGAACGAGUAAUCCUUCAGUUGAAGGAAAAACAUGUAGUCACAUCUCCCAGCCAGAAGACGAGGAGCAUCGGCUUCAUGGUAGCCUGCGUAGCCAGAGGUACCCACCUCCAUGGCCGGUCUGGAGUCGAAUCUGGAAUCUUCCGCAGACACUUCCCGACCACACCGCUUCUGGGAUUCUUCGGCAACGGGGAAAUUGGCAUCACUUGCCUCGGCCCAUCUUCAUCACCGACAAAUCCUCAUUCAUUCCAACCAAACCUGCCUAGCGCUCCCAAAAAAUCACGAACCACAUAUCUUCACUCUUAUGCCACCACAUUCACCCUGAUCUCCUUCCCUGUCGAAUAA
Messenger RNA from Daphnia pulex (common water flea), 810 nucleotides. RefSeq names its product F-box only protein 22-like. Bases 1 to 810 code for a protein of 269 amino acids. NCBI's taxonomy places the organism in Eukaryota, Metazoa, Arthropoda, Branchiopoda, Diplostraca, Daphniidae. Gene Ontology annotation, biological process: protein polyubiquitination; positive regulation of proteasomal ubiquitin-dependent protein catabolic process. The transcript is spliced from 5 exons. The record is from RefSeq and is a predicted model, not a curated record.